Messenger RNA from Mytilus trossulus (common blue mussel), 374 nucleotides. RefSeq lists its product as uncharacterized. The record is from RefSeq and is a predicted model, not a curated record. The transcript has 3 exons. The coding region runs from base 13 to 366 and encodes 117 amino acids. NCBI's taxonomy places the organism in Eukaryota, Metazoa, Mollusca, Bivalvia, Mytilida, Mytilidae.
UACAGCCUAAACAUGAACAUGGAGACAGCGAAAGUCCUGUCUUGUGCUAUUAUGAUGUGUAUCUUGGUACAUAUGGCGGAUUCGUUCUGUAGACCUUAUCCAUCUACUGGGAAUAAUCCAUCAAACUGUACUUAUAAGGGUGUGGUCGUUGCUUUAAAUAGUACACACACAGAUUACAAUAUAUGUACUGAAAUUACAUGCCAGGCAAAUGGCUCUAUGUUUAUUUGUGGGAUUGGUAUCAACGCCGGUAGAUCGUUACCACCGGAUGGUUGUGUUACCAUAAAGGGAGAUAAAUGUGAACGAAAGGUAGUUUAUGCAAAUGACCACACUAAAGAAUGUCAUUCUAUGGAACCGAUUCUUGGUUGAUGAUGAAG